This is a messenger RNA of Aspergillus udagawae, 2025 nucleotides long. RefSeq names its product putative poly(ADP)-ribose polymerase PARP. Lineage: Eukaryota; Fungi; Ascomycota; Eurotiomycetes; Eurotiales; Aspergillaceae. The transcript has 6 exons. Bases 1 to 2025 code for a protein of 674 amino acids. Gene Ontology annotation, molecular function: NAD+ poly-ADP-ribosyltransferase activity. The record is from RefSeq and is a predicted model, not a curated record.
AUGGCACCACGAACAUUCAAAAAAGCCGUCAUCGCCGUAAGCGGGACGUUCCCGGGCUACAAGCAAGCCGAUCUGAAGGCUAUCGUCGAGGGACAAGGCGCUACAUUCACCUCUACAGUCUCAGAGGGCUGCACACAUCUAAUCACAACGCAGAAGGAGGCCGAAAAGGGGACGGUGAAGUACAAGCAAGCGCGUAAUGUUCCUGGGUGCGAAGUUGUCUCUUUGGAAUGGCUGUUGGACUCACAGAAGGCCGGGAAACCACUUGCUUCAAAGACGUAUCUUUUGACUUCUGGAGCUGCGUCCGUGGAACAGGAUCAGAAUGGAGGUGCUAGCACUAGUGCUACUGCUACUGGCGCUACCACUGCUUCCAAGACGAACAAGAGGAAGCUUGCUGAUGCGAAUGCUGAUGCCGCGGAUGGCGCAGCGGAUGUGAAUGGCGAUAGCAAUGGCGAUGAAGCGAAUAAGAAACAGAAGGAUGCGCAGAAGGCCAGUGCCAAGUCUCUGAAUGUUCCUGUUGACGAAGGAUGCACGAUGCCUGGGUCGGUCUUUAUUGAAGACUCCGGGCUGAUCUGGGAUGCGACGCUGAACCAGACGAAUUCCGCGAAUAACAACAACAAGUUCUACCGGAUUCAGCUGUUGGCUGAUACCUCCGGGACAACCUACAAGACGUGGACGCGAUGGGGCCGUGUCGGCGAGUUUGGAUCGUGCGCACUGCUGGGUGAUGGGACGUUGCAGAGAGCAAAGGCCGAGUUUGAGAAGAAGUUCAAAGACAAGACGGGUCUGAAGUGGGAGGAUCGGCUGAGCACGCCUAAAUCCAACAAGUACACCUUCAUCGAGCGUAACUAUGAAGAGUCGGACGAUGAAGACGACAACGCGGGCAAGAUGGAUGUUGACGAAAAGGGCGAUAAGAAACCAGUCGAGAGUACCCUGCCUCAGGCAGUGCAGAACCUUUUAACCUUUAUCUUUAACCAGCAGCACUUCCUGUCUACUAUGGCGUCCAUGUCGUACGACGCACAAAAGCUGCCUUUGGGCAAGCUGAGCAAGCGGACCUUGACGACCGGAUUCCAGAUUCUGAAAGAUCUGUCUGAACUCGUGACCAAUCCUACCCUGGCAAGCUCGAGAUACAACACUACGUUCCAGGAUGCCGCGCAGGAUCUCAGCAAUCGUUACUUCACCACCAUUCCGCAUGUGUUCGGUCGCAAUCGGCCUCCUGUUCUGGCUACAGAUCAGCAGAUCAAGACCGAGGUUGAUCUGCUGGAAGCACUGACCGACAUGGGUGUUGCCAACGAAAUCAUGAAGGAGUCUCGGGAUGCCGAGAUGAUGAACCAGCUAGAUCGCCAGUACCAGGGCCUGGGCAUGCAGGAAAUGACUCCACUGAACCGUUCCUCCGCUGAAUUCCGUGAACUCGAAGCCUACCUGAACAAUUCUCGCGGCUCGACGCACCAUCUUCGCUACAGCGUCAUCAACAUCUUCCGCAUUGAGCGCAAAGGGGAAGAGGAUCGAUUCAAGUCUUGGUGUUAUUCGAAUCGAACGAACAGCAACCGCCGUCUUCUCUGGCACGGAUCCCGCAGUACCAAUUUCGGUGGUAUCCUAAGCCAGGGUCUUCGCAUUGCACCACCCGAGGCCCCCAUGUCAGGAUAUAUGUUCGGCAAGGGCGUCUAUUUCGCCGACAUGUCAAGCAAAUCGGCAAACUACUGUGUGCCCUACAACAGCGCCAACAUGGGUCUGCUGCUCCUCUGCGAUGUCGAGCUUGGAAACCCCAUGUUCGAGCAGUAUCAGGCCAACUUCAAUGCAGGAACGGAUGCGAAAGCCCAAGGCAAGAUCGCGACGCUCGGAAAAGGGCAGACUGUCCCGGCGGGAUGGAAGGAUGCAGAAUGCCUCCAUCCGACGCUCGCAAGGGUACAGAUGCCGGAUGUGUCCAAGUCUACGAUGUUUGGCAAUGGUAGUCUGAUGUAUAAUGAGUACAUUGUGUAUGAUGUUGCGCAGAUUCGGCAGAGGUACCUUUUCCAUGUCCAUAUGAGCUGA